GGAGCUUCCGUCUCCUCCGCUCUCGCUUUACGCACGGACUAUGCGCGCAGGUACACGGACCCUAAUUGGCUCAUUUUCUGCCUCCGCGCCGCGCUAUUAAUCACCUGCUAAGGACUAAUAUGAAAGGAGUGGACAUAGAGGUGUGACACUGAAAGAAUUAAAUAAAAAAGAGGGGGGAAAAAGGAGGAAGAGGAGGCACGUUUUCUCGUGGAUCACUUGUUUUUCCAGCGCGUCUAAAAGCAUGGAUGUCUUGGCGAACCAUAGUAUCUUCCAGGAACUUCAGCUCGUCCACGACACCGGCUACUUCUCCGCCAUGCCGUCGCUGGAGGAGAACUGGCAGCAGACCUGCCUGGAAUUGGAGCGUUAUCUGCAGACAGAGCCCAAACGUCUCUCUGAGCUUUUUGACCAGGACCUUGAUGGCCUCCUUACUCCAGCCUACCUAAAGGAAGAUGGCGAGGAAGAUUUGACAGACUCCCUGCUCCCAAGCCUGCCCCACCUUCAGGACCCUCCAAGUCCACCUUCAAUGAUCAUGUGCCACGCACGGCAGAAUGUACCUUCCUCUGGCAUAAUGACACGGGUCCUCAAACCCAAAGGACAGGAGCUGGAAAAUGCAGAGGGGCUAGAAGGGGUCCACCAGGCUCAAUUGAGUGCCGUCACCUCCCUGACUCCGCCGUCUUCGCCAGAACUGGGCCGACACCUCAACAAACCCAACCAGACAUUGACGGCUACGGCUGAUGGGACGCUCACUUUGAAGCUGGUGGCCAGGAAGGUGGGGCUUAGCGCGGCCCAGCUGGUGGCAGGACAUGCACUUCCUGUCCAGAUGAAGGACGAAGAUGAGGGGGCAGCAUGUGUGCUUGGAGAUCUACCAGAGAACAAGAAGAGGAUUCACCGUUGCCAGUUCAAUGGUUGCAGGAAGGUGUACACCAAGAGCUCCCACUUAAAGGCACACCAGAGGACACAUACGGGUAAGAAAUAA
Molecule: messenger RNA, 976 nt
Organism: Nematolebias whitei (Rio pearlfish)
Lineage: Eukaryota; Metazoa; Chordata; Actinopteri; Cyprinodontiformes; Rivulidae
Gene: klf7a
Product: Kruppel-like factor 7a
Exons: 2
Coding region: 242-976 (244 amino acids)
Biological process (GO): regulation of transcription by RNA polymerase II
Molecular function (GO): DNA-binding transcription factor activity, RNA polymerase II-specific; RNA polymerase II cis-regulatory region sequence-specific DNA binding
Source: RefSeq, a predicted model, not a curated record